AUGACCGGCAUGGUUCAGACUGACCUAGCCCAUCCAUCGACGUCUAAAUACAAAGACGAGCCUGCUGACGACCAUCUACGACAUUCUGGGCAUCAAGGUCCGCCCCACCUUCACCUUCAACAUCCAAGACCAGCAAGUCUUGUGCAACAGCAAAAGCAGCCCAACUCUCCUCACCAACCCAGCACUACUUUACCUUCUGGAUCAUACGCCUCUCACACUCUGGGAAACGGAGUUCUACACCAUCCACAUCCGUACGGACAAUCAGCACAGGAACCGGGGUAUUACGCGUCCCAUCCUCCAUAUACAACAGCGAGUGCACCAGCUCAAUAUCCCUCAAGUGGGCCGCCUGAAAUGAUGGCAACAACCACACAGAUGCAGAGGCCUUAUCCUCCAAUGUAUCAAACACCACAGUCCGGCUCUCCUGCAUCGGUAACUUCCCAGUCCCACGAGCAGCAUAGUCGGAAUCUUUAUAGUCAAUCACCACAAAUGGCAUCGCAGAUCUAUGGUUAUCAACCGUAUUCUAUAAAUCCUGUGCAGCCUUCAGCGUACGGACACGCCUCGUCCCAGCACCCUCUCACGUCACAAUCGAUGAUAUUGCCCCAUCAGACAAGUUCCGCGCCCAUACCCCAUACACAGGCACCGACAGUCACUAUGGCUACUAGCCCCAGUACCGUGACGGCGCAGCAACAACCGACACCUCCGCAGCGAACAGUCUUGAACCCGCCACUCCCUGCAGCAAGCGGUGGCUCAAUCCCUGCAAGCAGUGUGCACCAUCAAAAUUCAGCUAUCGGAGCAAGUACAAGCGCUGCGCCGGGCCCCAUUCCAGCCACCACCCCACUGGUGGUACGCCAGGACAGCAACGGGGUCCAAUGGAUCGCUUUUGAAUACUCUCGAGAUCGCGUUAAGAUGGAAUAUACCAUCCGUUGUGAUGUCGAAUCUGUUAACGUGGAUAACCUAAGCCAAGAGUUCAAGACGGAAAAUUGCGUUUACCCCCGAGCCUGUUGCAGCAAGGAUCAAUACAGAGGUAACAGACUAGUAUACGAGACAGAGUGUAAUGCUGUUGGAUGGGCUUUAGCAGAGCUUAAUCCUGCAUUAAGGGGGAAACGUGGGUUGAUUCAACGCGCUGUUGACAGCUGGAGAAACAGCAAUCAGGAUCCUCGACUUCGAAGCAGGCGUGUGAGAAGAAUGGCCAAGAUGAACAGACGGCAAGGCCUGCCUGCACAACCACCUGCUCAUAUGGCCACUGCUUCACCCGUUGCCCCCGUUGUUCCCGGUGCCAGUUUGGCAGCGCCUGGUCCACGUCCUUCAUUGGGCCCUUUAGCUAUGGGGCCUCCGCAACUGCAUCACCAUCAUGCUCAACCCGAGGGAAAUGCAAGUAACGAGGAAGUAAGCGGUACUGCUGGUUUUGCGAAUGGUACCAAUCGUCCACCUGCUCCAGACGGUCACUCGACCCCUGGGCAUUCGCCCACGGAGCUCCGCACUGGGCAGGUAUUCCACGGCUAUCCUGCAUUUCCGCCUCCUCCGAGUACUCCAGGAGGUGUCAGGGGCCCUUCGAUACCCCCUCUCAUUCGUGAUAGUGGGAUAACUACCCUUGGACGGCACCCAACUGUUGCAACGUCCUCGAGCAAGAUCGAGGAAAUUGAAGAUGACGAUGAGGAUGAGCGUAACCCAAGCAAUGACGCGCUAUUCGGUGUGUUUCCUGAAGGCAAACGGCGCAAAUUUAUACUGGUCGAGGACAGUCAACGGGGGUGUCGUGUUCGUGUCAAGGUUAUGCUGGACCAGGUGGAUAUGAAUGAGAUCCCCGACUCAUACCGGAUGUCGAACUCUGUUUACCCUCGAACAUAUUUCCCCGUUCAGAUGAAAAACCCACCUGGUCGGGUCGUUCCUGGCAGAAGAUACAUCAAGGAUGACACUGAGGAAGAUGACGAGGAAACCCCCAUCGCUGGACGAAUCCUAGUCCCGGCACCCAGUAUUGAUGGAGAUAGCGAAGUUACUGUUCCUAAACUGUCGAGAGCACGUCGAAAGAAGGAAGUGCUACUGAACGACCUGGGCUACCGGAUGAGUUGGAGCCAGAGCCGUGUCUUUGCAGGGCGCAUGCUGUUCCUACAGCGAUCUCUUGACGCGUACCGGAACAAAAUGCGCAGCACCAUGUUAGCUGCAGGUCAGGAACCGACUUCCAUCCCCCGACACUUCGAGACCCGAGCGGGAAAACGAAGAUUCCAGGAGCGCAGAAGACGAACAACUGCUCCUCCGGGUCGGGCCAGUGGGGCAAAUACAUACUCUGCAUCCCGACGCAGUGCAGAGGAAGUUGAAGCCUAG
This is a messenger RNA of Aspergillus alliaceus, 2319 nucleotides long. RefSeq lists its product as uncharacterized. The record is from RefSeq and is a predicted model, not a curated record. Lineage: Eukaryota; Fungi; Ascomycota; Eurotiomycetes; Eurotiales; Aspergillaceae. Bases 1 to 2319 code for a protein of 772 amino acids. The transcript has 5 exons.